Chenopodium quinoa (quinoa) is the source of this 1232-nucleotide messenger RNA. RefSeq names its product F-box protein CPR30-like. The transcript has a single exon. Bases 53 to 1207 code for a protein of 384 amino acids. Gene Ontology annotation, molecular function: protein binding. The record is from RefSeq and is a predicted model, not a curated record. NCBI's taxonomy places the organism in Eukaryota, Viridiplantae, Streptophyta, Magnoliopsida, Caryophyllales, Amaranthaceae.
AAUUAAGCACCAACAAUUCGUAGUGUAGUUGUUAAAUUAAAGCAUACUGAGGAUGGAGAAGAAAGCGAAGACCGAUUGUUGCUACCUUCCGUUUGAACUAAUCACUGAGAUACUCUCAUGGCUACCCGCUAAGUCUCUGCUGCGAUCUGCAUGUGUCUCUUCAUCGUGGUAUAUGCUUACCAAAGAUCCAAAGUUCAUGAAGUUGCAUCGCAGUCGAUCCCUCAAAGCAAACCUGGAAACGCAUUUCCUCUUCGAGUGCUGGAAAUCCAAAGUCUACUCUUUUAGAGCUACAUCGCAGCAUCCCUAUUACCAUGCUUCGGAACUUGCUUAUCCGAAAGACAUCAUAAAGCCUCGCACCAUGGGAGGUGUUUUAGGCUCAUGCAAUGGCCUAGUUUGUUUUCAUUCAAUAACAUUACAACCCUUUUACAAAUCUGCUUACAACAAUAAUCUAGGCCUGUUUCUCUACAACCCUGCGACUCGAGCCACUAGAUUGAUACCACCACUCAAUUCCCCGAUGAAUAAUUUAUUGAAACGUGAAGUUGCAUUCGGUUAUGACAGUGUAUCCGAUGAUUAUAAGGUUUUAGCCAUUUGUAUGGAGAGGAAUGAUCGAAAUGUCGAAAAAGCUCUACUAUACAGUUUGAAAACGGAUGCCUGGGUGAACAUACCGAGCCCGCCAUGGCAGUUGAAUCAAUUUUGUAUGAGCCCCCGACCUGCUAUCUUGGCUGACAACUCCUUCCAUUGGAUGAAUCCUUUGUUGUUUACAGGAAUAAGGUGUUUCGAUCUUUUCACUCAAAGGUAUUACCAGAUACCCCAUCCGGUAAAGAGAGAGAUAAACUAUACCAACUGUGAAGAUGACUCAGAAUUGACCAUUUUAGAAGGACAGUUGUGUAUCGUAACAUAUACUUUGGAGAUAUGGGUAUUAAACAAGAAGAAGAUAUCUUGGACUCGAAUUUUUCAUCAUCUCUCGGGGCAAUUGAAACAUGUUGAUUUUCAUCAUGCUAAAAUAUAUAAUUUGGGUUUCCGAGAUGAACGACGCAGUAUCAUAUUAGCAAUAGCUGACCGUACAAGAGCUCUACAAAAGGUUUUCAUCUGCUGUGAUCUACAAUCCAAACAAGCUAGGGAGAUCGAAGCCACAAAUUUACCAGAUGGUACCGAAAGGAUCAUUUCCUUUCAUCCUUGGGUCGAUUCGCUUGUCCCGUUGUAUUAGUACAUAAUUUUAACGAUAAAGGAGA